Molecule: messenger RNA, 1626 nt
Organism: Hirsutella rhossiliensis
Lineage: Eukaryota; Fungi; Ascomycota; Sordariomycetes; Hypocreales; Ophiocordycipitaceae
Product: fungal specific transcription factor domain-containing protein
Exons: 1
Coding region: 1-1626 (541 amino acids)
Biological process (GO): positive regulation of transcription by RNA polymerase II
Cellular component (GO): nucleus
Molecular function (GO): zinc ion binding; transcription cis-regulatory region binding; DNA-binding transcription factor activity, RNA polymerase II-specific
Source: RefSeq, a predicted model, not a curated record
AUGCGCAUCCCCAUCGGCGUCCUCGGAACCGACAGACUCGACAACAGCGGAGAGGCGGGUGGGCCGGCCAUGGCGAACAAGAAAAACACGGGCUGCAGCACCUGCACGCGGCGCCGCAUCAGGUGCGACCUGGCGCAGCCCGCGUGCAAGAAGUGCAACAAGAGGGGGCUCGAGUGCCCGGGCUACGGGCCGCGGCUGCGCUGGGCGGGGGGCGUCGCCGUGCGCGGGAGGCUCAAGGGCCGCAACGUGCCGAUUCCGGGGCACGACACGGGCGGGGCAGGAGGAGGAGGAGAGGCCGCCGGGGCCGAGGCCGAAACUAAGCCGGGGCCGGGGCCGAGGCCGGAGGACGGUGGCCGGGCGGAGCGGCCUGCGGCCGAGGCCGCCGUCGCCGCCGACGACGACGCCGACGGCGGCCGCAGCCUCGGCCGCAGCCCCGACCUGACGCUGCGCAAGUCGGCGCGGGCCUUUAUCGAAUACUACGACCGCAACAUUGCCGGCCUCAUGGUCUGGUUCGACACCGAGGACAACGACUACCGGCGGCGCGUGCUCCCGCUGGCGGCCAACACGCCGGGCCUGCGGCUCGCCGUCGCCGCCAUCUCGGCGCACCACGGCGGCAUGACGUUUGGCCAGGCCGUGCCGCGCUUCUCCGAGGAGGCGCGCGACGCCUGCCUGGGCCUGAUCCAGCGCCGCGUGCGCGACAUGACGGGCCGCCUGAUGACGGGCGGGUCGGCGGCGCUGACGGGCGAGGCCGACAUUGCCGAUGCCGAGUGGAUGCUGGCCGCCAUCCUCAUCAUAUCCACGUACGAGAUGGCCAAUGCCCAGGCGGCGGCGGCCGAGAGCCAUCGCAUGGCGGCGCGGACCAUUGUCAACGUCUUUGGCCAUCACGACGCCUGCGCCGCGCGCGUCUUCGACUUUCUGCGCAACCAAAUGUCCAUCCUCGACAUUCUCUGCUCCACCACCUCCUUCGACCUGGCCGACGUCGAGCGCGCCGUCCUGCCGCCUCGGAGCAUGGCCGACGGCCUGUUUACCCAGUUCCUCGAGGCCCUGCACCACGUCACCCUCGUCUCGCGCCGCCCGGGCUCCUCGGCACCCCCCGACGACAGCGACGACGACGACGACGACGACGACAGCGACGCCAACUGGCGCAGCGCCACGGCCAUCCGCUCACGCUUCGAGCAGGCCACGCGCGCCACCAUGCUCGCCGCGGGCCGUCUGCAGGUGCCGGCGACGGCCGUGGGGCGCGAUUUCGUGCGCCUCGUCAACAUCUACCACGACGCCGCCGUGCUCUACGCGUACCGGUGCCUGGGCCACGUGGCCGCCGAGCACAACGACCGGCGGGCGGCGCUGGCGCGGCUGUUUGCGCAGCUGGCGGCGCUCGAGGACGCGACGCUGUGCGCCCAGAACCUGCCCUGGCCGGCCUUUGUCGCGGGCACCGAGUGCUACGGCGACGCGGGCCGGCAGGCAGCCAUUGCGGCCCUGCUGGACCUGAUGACGCGCGCCACGGGCUUCCGCCACUUUCUCGACAUCCUGCGCUUCCUGCGCAUGUUCUGGGCGGGCCCGUUGCCUGACUGGCGGCCGUUGGCGAGGGACUUGCAGCAGAGGGGGUUUCGCAUCUUGGCCGUCUAG